Messenger RNA from Colias croceus (clouded yellow), 1752 nucleotides. RefSeq lists its product as uncharacterized. Gene Ontology annotation, cellular component: endomembrane system. Bases 127 to 1512 code for a protein of 461 amino acids. NCBI's taxonomy places the organism in Eukaryota, Metazoa, Arthropoda, Insecta, Lepidoptera, Pieridae. The record is from RefSeq and is a predicted model, not a curated record. The transcript has 8 exons.
ACAAAAUAUGUCACUAUCAGUUGUUCCGUAGUAUCUGUUCAAUAAAUUUCUUUUUAGCCGCACAAAAUAUGAAUUAUUAAAGUACAUUUUGUUUAAAACUUUAAUAAAUCAAGUGAAAUAAUUAAAAUGCGGUGUUUAAUUCUUAUAGCCUGUUGCGCUAUAUUAGGUGUUGCAGCUUGGGACGACGGCGAUUUGGAAGUUUUCGACGUGGUAGAAGAAGUGAACCAAAAUUUUUAUGAACUUAUAGGAGUACCUCAGGAUGCAUCACAAUCAGAAAUUAAGUCAGCUUUUAAAAAGUUAACUCUAAAGUUACAUCCAGACAAAAAUGAUGCCCCUGAUGCUGAUGUACAGUUUAGGAAUUUAGUGUCUGUUCAUAAUAUUCUUAAAGACCCAGGUAAAAGAGAAAAGUAUAAUGAGGUACUUAAAAAUGGAUUACCAAACUGGAGAUCAGCUAUAUAUUAUUACCGACAUGUCAGGAAAAUGGGAUUGGCCGAGGGCUCUAUUAUUUUAUUUAUCAUUGUUACAUUUGGACAGUAUUUAGUCGGUUGGGCAGCAUAUGCUGAGAAGAGGUACACAGCUGAACAAAUAUUAACUACAAGGGGUAAAAAAAUGAAAAAGUCUGGUUUUGAUACUGGAUUAGCGGAAAUAUUGGAUCAAUUGCCUAAACCUAGUAUAAAAGAUACAUUGCCAUUUCAAAUACCAAGAGCAAUAUGGUGGUCCAUAACUGCCAUUCCAAGUGCUAUAGCUGCAUUUAAAGAGAGAAAGAAACAGCAGGAGGAAGAAGAAAGAAGAAGAAAGAAAAAGGAAGAAGAAGACCGCGCCCGCGAGGCUCGCGAGGCAGCAGCCGCGGAGGCCCGCGCGGCGGCGGGCGGCGCUCGCAAGCGGCGCGGCUUCGUGCCGCCCGAGCGGGACUGCUUGUUGGAGCCGGCUGAUGAGCCGGAGGACGGCGCGCCGGUUGUUAGUAAACCGUCAGCACCGCCCAUAAUAUCCGGUGGUCUCUGGACGGACGAUGACUUGGCAGAACUGGUUCGUCUCGUAAAGCGCUACCCGGCGGGCACUGCGAGGCGCUGGGAAAGUGUCGCUGAGAAGUUGCAGCGGCCUGUUGCUGAAGUCACGCAUAUGGCAGCCAAGCUCAAGGAGAACUGCUAUAAGAUACCGGGACAAGAGGCGGAACCAGUGCCAGAAGUGCCCAAAAAGGUAAAAACCCGUAAAGCGGAAGACAUAGUAGCAAGUUCUGUGAGCAACUGGUCCCAAACUCAGCAGAAGGCGUUAGAGUCAGCCCUUGCGAAGUAUCCCAAGGGUGGGGCUGGAGAUCGAUGGGCCAAGAUCGCCAAUAGUGUGCCUGGGAAGAGUAAGGAGGAAUGUAUGCAGCGGUGUAAAUAUCUAUCAGAGAUGCUGAAACAACAAAAACAAAAAGAGGAAGAACAAAAAAUAGAAGAAGAGAAACAUAAAGAGCCAGAAGAUGCAGAACCAACCCCAUGUAACGACAAAGAGGACGAAUCUAUCAUGUGAUUGAAGAAUUUAGUGAUAAAUGAAUAACUUUUCCCCAGACUUUACAAUUUUUCCACCCUUAUGUCUCAAAUCAAAUGCUUAAAACUUUUUGAGACUCAAAAUAUUUAAUUCGUGUGACGCGAAUGCCAUGACAAACAUAAAAAGGCUUAGUGUGGUGGAUGGAUCAUGUUAAUUAUUUAUGUAUGUACAUUAUUUAAAUGUAUUGUAAUUUUUAUGGCACUAAAGAUUUUGUUGAAAAAA